UCUCCGACUCUUCGUUCUUUCUUUCGCCUGCCUGCAACCCAUCUCGGUCGGAACCCUCCUUCCUCCCCGCCUCAAGGCGCUCAGUUUGAUCCAGGAGGAGGAGGAAGGGAACGGGGGAGCCGUGCCGCCAUGGUGAAGGACAGCGAGUACUACGACGUCCUGGAGAUCAGCACUGACGCCUCCGUGGCCCAGAUCAAGAAGGCCUAUUACCUCAAGGCCAAGCUGGUGCACCCGGACAAGAAUCCGGGCAACCCUGAUGCCGCGCGCAAGUUUCAGGAACUAGGCGAGGCCUAUCAGGUCCUGAGUGAUCCGGUGAAAAAGGAGUCUUACGAUAAGUAUGGAAAGGAAGGACUUCCCCAAGAUAAUAUGAUUGAUCCAACCGCUGUCUUUGGAAUGCUUUUCGGGAGCGAUUAUUUCGAAGAUUAUGUUGGCCAACUUGCGCUAGCAUCUGUUGCCUCAGUAGAGAUUGAGGAAGAAUCAACCACGCCUGAGGCAAAGACAAGGAUUCAAGAGAAGAUAAAGGACGUGCAAACCGAAAGAGAGCAAAUACUUACUCAAAGCCUAAAGGGUCGGCUGCAACCAUAUGUUGAUGGGAAGCAUGAUGAGUUUGGUGAUUGGGCAAAUGAAGAAGCUCGGCGUUUGUCUCAAGCUGCUUUUGGUGAGGCUAUGCUUCACACUAUUGGCUACAUCUAUGUUCGGCAAGCAGCAAGAGAACUUGGAAAAAGCAAGCUGUACAUGGGUGUACCUUUUAUUGCUGAGUGGGUAAGGGACAAGGGCCAUCACGUAAAAUCACAGGUUAAUGCUGCUGCAGGUGCAAUUUCUCUGAUACAGCUACAAGAAGGAAUAAAAAAGAUAGAAGAGGGUGACAACAAGGAAGAGCAGCUUAUUAAGAGUAUCGAAGAGAAAAAGGAUGCAAUGCUCAAUUCUUUAUGGAAAAUUAAUGUGGUCGAUAUUGAGGCAACGCUUUCACGGGUUUGCCAAGCAGUUUUGAGAGAAAAUGAUAUUCCCAGAGACAUACUGAAGUUGAGAGCAAGAGGACUGAAAAAGCUAGGGACGAUAUUUCAAGGCGCAAAAUCAAACUACCGUCGUGAAAACAGCUUGCGUGUUGAAGAUGACGCUGCAGAAGCCACACCGUCGCAGUGAGAUGGUGGACAAAUUUGGAUAUGAUAUCAUAUCAUAUACUGGCAUACCGCGUCAGCGUCACCGUCACCGACUCACCGAGAUGUGAGCCCGAUUGCCCGAAAGCCGACCACUGCGGAAGGACAACGCUGUUUCCAAAGAUUUUUGUACGGUGUAACCGCAAGGUUUUCAAUAUGAUGACAUACUGUAUCGCUGUUCUGCACUGCAAAUAGUUUUGUUUUGGACAAAAAUGUGAAGAAGAUACAUAAUGAUUGAAGCGCAUGAUCAUCGA
Sorghum bicolor (sorghum) is the source of this 1411-nucleotide messenger RNA. Its product is annotated as chaperone protein dnaJ 10. The coding region runs from base 130 to 1143 and encodes 337 amino acids. The record is from RefSeq and is a predicted model, not a curated record. Lineage: Eukaryota; Viridiplantae; Streptophyta; Magnoliopsida; Poales; Poaceae. The transcript has 9 exons.